This is a messenger RNA of Pieris napi, 2119 nucleotides long. It is a transcript of the gene Ykt6, whose product is annotated as synaptobrevin homolog YKT6. The transcript has 2 exons. The record is from RefSeq and is a predicted model, not a curated record. Bases 205 to 801 code for a protein of 198 amino acids. Gene Ontology annotation, biological process: endoplasmic reticulum to Golgi vesicle-mediated transport. Gene Ontology annotation, molecular function: SNAP receptor activity. Gene Ontology annotation, cellular component: Golgi apparatus. NCBI's taxonomy places the organism in Eukaryota, Metazoa, Arthropoda, Insecta, Lepidoptera, Pieridae.
UAACAAUUGACAAUAAUGACUGAAAAUCAAAUAAUUAUUAAAAAAAUUGCUUGAUAAAAGAAAUUUAUAAAUUACGCAAAAUAUUAAAUACUAAACAAUUAUAAUCACAUUGCAUAUUGUAAUAUUUGGCUUCACAAGUAUUGUUGUUACCUUAACUGCAGAUACAUAAGAUUAUUAUUACACGUAGCCAUUUAAAUAUUGAUCAUGGUGAAGGUAUAUGGACUUGUAGUUUUGUAUAAAGGAGUGACCAGUGCCACAAUUUUAAAAGCGGCAUAUGAUUUACAAAGCUUUAGUUUUUUCCAACGAUCUUCUGUUCAAGAGUUUAUGACUUUUGUGAGUAAGACAAUUGUUGAGAGAACACAUCAAGCAUCCAGGCAAUCAGUAAAAGAAGGUGAAUAUAUGGUUCAAGUAUAUGUAAGAGCAGAUAACCUUGCAGGGGUUCUUAUAUCAGAUCAUGAAUAUCCGAAUAGAGUUGCACAUACUCUUAUAACAAAGCUGCUUGAUGAUUUUUCUGCUAAAGUGCCAGUGGCAACUUGGCAGACUGGAGAUGAAACAACUAUUGACUUUCCUGUCCUCCCACAAUAUUUAGCCAAAUAUCAGGAUCCUAAAGAAGCAGAUGCUUUGACAAAAAUACAGAAUGACUUAGAUGAAACUAAAAUUAUUCUUCAUGACACAAUUAAAGCUGUGUUAGAGAGGGGAGAGAAAUUGGAUGACUUAGUUGAAAAAUCAAAUAGUCUUUCUAUGCAUAGUAAGGCAUUCUAUAAGACUGCUCGUAAGACAAAUAGUUGUUGUAAUUUUUGAGGGAUUUUGAUGUUGAUUUCAAAUUAUUGAAUAAUAUAUAUGCCUAAAACAGUAUGAAAAGCAUUUUAUAUGUAAUGUGUUAAAUAUGUGCAUUAUAGGUGUGUCACAUUGUUCUUAGCAUUUUUUGAGUAUAGAUAAAUAUGUAAUCCUGAUAUAUUUAAAUAAAUGUUAUAAAUUAGGUAAGACUGAUAUGGAUUUCCAUUAUGUAAAGCACUUAGCUGACAUAAUACUUAAUAUGUAUGAGAUUAGCAUGAGUAAAUCCUUUUUGAAAUCACAAAUCAAUCCCACUAAAUGAUUCGUACCAUCUUUAUGAGUGAUCUUAUGUAUAAUAUUGUAAAAUGUAUGAAAUCUCAAUAAAUUAUCUUAUUAACAAAAAUGUUAGUGUGGGUCAUAUUUUCUAUGUGUAUUAUGUAUGGUCUUCUGUAUUGAUGUAUCUGUAGGAUCUAUUCUAGUAGAUAUUGUUAUAUUUAUAUUGCCAAUUAUAUAGUAUGAAUCUAUACUGAUUAUAAAGUAGAGGUUGUCCUUUCAAUAAGUUUGUUCCUAAUAUGGUUUAACCUUUAGGUCCAUCCAUUGGCUAAAGCAUGUUUGCAAUAUUUUUUCCUUAAAUAUAUGUUAAGAGAACAAAAGGAUGUCUAGAAACCACUAAUAUUUAUGUAGUUUAAUAUUUGUCUAUAUAUAGUUACUAUAAUAUGGUAAUUUAUGUAUUAACUAUAUAUUAUUAGCUAUAUAUAUUAGUUAUGUACUUGGAAUGUAAUGGUAACAUCUGCUCAGAGAAUGUUCUAGAUGCAAUUGGUCUCUGUUGUGUACAGACAUGUUCAAUCCAUUAUUGGUUCAGCAGUCAAUGCUCCAAAGCAAAAUAGGUACAAGAUGAGAGUUUGCAUGUGAACUGUAUAGCCCUCUAAUCAAGUGUAAUGUGGAAUUCAUAUUCUUAUCUUUCUGUUAAUAAUUUUGGUCACAAACCAUUAUAUUAUCGCUGGAACCUUAGAAACUUAGAACCUUUCCAUAUAAUUACAUGCAUAAUGUCUGUUAAGGAGCCAAAAAACAUAAAAUUAAUAUCAUUAUUAUUAUAAUAUUUUGUAGUCUGUACAGGUCAGAGAUGUGAUUUGAAACUGUAUAAAAAUAAAGUAAAAUAUGUGAACAUAACAUGUAUUUGUUCUGUGAUCAAUUUGAAAUAAUUAUGAAACUUAAUUUUUAGUUAAAUAUAAUGUUAUUGUUAGUUCAAAUGAUGACUACAUAGAUGUUUUGUUUUGGAUUACGAAUUUUUAUUUUAUAUAGUAAAAUUUGCUUAACCUUUUAAAUAAAUGUGGCAUAAAGAUCA